This is a messenger RNA of Ictalurus punctatus (channel catfish), 1170 nucleotides long. It is a transcript of the gene grem2b, whose product is annotated as gremlin 2, DAN family BMP antagonist b. Gene Ontology annotation, molecular function: receptor ligand activity; BMP binding. The record is from RefSeq and is marked provisional. Gene Ontology annotation, biological process: animal organ morphogenesis. NCBI's taxonomy places the organism in Eukaryota, Metazoa, Chordata, Actinopteri, Siluriformes, Ictaluridae.
GAGGGAGAGAGAGAGGAGAAGAGUGACUCAGAGAGACAGAUAGAAAAGCUCCAUCCCACUGAGCAGGACAGAAAGUGUGCAGAACACCACUCUUGAAGUUCUCCUCCAACUUCUGGGGACACAGAGGCAUCACUUCAGAGACACGUCCUGAUCCUGACAAAUCCUCCUUCUUCCAUGGGCAUCAGAGCAGCUUUCAGUCCACGACGCAUACACACACCAGCACCCUCACCCUAACCACUACUGGAAUACACACACACACACAAACAUACAUACACACACGCUGAGAACUGGAUCACUGCAGUCGAGAGGAUGUGCUGUAAGCUGCUGUUUUGGGUUCUCUUGGCCGGUGUGCUGUGUGCCGCAUCCGAGAGUCGCAAGAAUCGGCCGCAAGGUUCAAUCCCAUCGCUCUACAAAACCAGCUCAAACACAUCUGAUCGCCGUGGACGGAAACAGGAAGUGCUGGCCUCCAGUCAGGAAGCCCUGGUGGUGACUGAGAGGAAGUACCUGAAGAGCGACUGGUGCAAGACGCAGCCUCUGCGGCAAACCGUGAACCAUGAGGGCUGCCUGAGCCGCACCGUCAUCAACCGCUUCUGCUACGGCCAGUGCAACUCUUUCUACAUCCCACGGCACGUGAAGAAGGAGCAGGAGUCAUUCCAGUCGUGUGCCUUUUGCCGGCCGCACCGCUUCACUACGCUGACUGUGGAGCUGGACUGCCCCGACCUGCAGCCACCGUUCCGGCACCGGAAGAUCCAGCGGGUCAAACAGUGCCGGUGUAUUUCUGUUAACGUGGCUGAAUCUGGGAAACAGUAGAACUGAAAGACUAUGGCAGCCUGCCUGGGUUAGACAAAAGAAACACAUAUAUUAAAAAAAAACAAAUAUAUGAGAAACUUUUUCGUAGAAUUUGAUACCUAAUAUAGGCAGAAUCAAAAGCUGCUAAUACUUUGAGAGGUCUGGAGUUGUCCAUAUAAAGGACAGCUUUUAUUGGUUUAGUUCUUGUCACGUGUUUUUUUUUUUUUUUGUGUGUGUAGUUCGUAUCUCAAGACUUAUGCUUUCUGGAAGGACAAAAAGAAAACGAGACUGAGAAGGAGAAGAACUAAACGACACCUUUCUCUAAUGCUGCCUAUAACCACCUGGCCCACACAUUCUUGGACAGAAAUGCCACCCCUGUAG